UUUAUAAAUUGCCAUUUACGAGUUUCAUUAUUUAUUGGGAUUCUAAGCCUUAAAACCCUACCUCCAGAAAUUUCCUAGAGAUUAGUCGCCGCUUCAUCAAUUCUCCAACAUCCAACAUGCCUCGCCGAAGCUCUGGAAGAUCUGCUUCUCGCCCUACCCCUCGCCCAGCUCCUGCUCGCAGCCCACCACCUCAACCAGCUCAUCAUGCUCCUCCCCCGGCUCCUGCUCAGAGUGGAGGUGGAUCCAUGCUCGGAGGAAUAGGCUCAACCAUAGCUCAGGGUAUGGCUUUUGGAACUGGAAGUGCUGUGGCUCACAGGGCUGUGGAUGCUGUGAUGGGUCCUCGUACUAUACAACAUGAAACUGUUGUUUCUGAGGCUGCAGCUGUCCCCGCACCAGUAUCCGCCGCCAAUAGCUUUUCUGGCUCUGAUGCAUGCAGCAUCCACACCAAGGCAUUCCAAGACUGCUUGAACAGCUAUGGAAACGAAAUCAGCAAGUGUCAAUUCUACAUGGACAUGUUGGCCGAGUGCAGGAAGAACUCAGGGUCCGUGUUGGGUGCCUAAAAAGCUUAUUCACCAUUUCUUGUCGUGCCAUUGGACUAGGAUUUUUUAUGUUUUUUCCCGGUGGAUGGAUAAUGAAGCUGAACUCCAUUAUUAUCACUUAUGAAUAAUCAGUUGAUACUAUUUAAGGUCAAUUGUUGAACCUUGAUAUCGUUAUUGAAACGCGACUGGCAUCCUUUUAUUUUUA
This is a messenger RNA of Hibiscus syriacus, 744 nucleotides long. RefSeq lists its product as uncharacterized. Gene Ontology annotation, biological process: mitochondrion organization. The coding region runs from base 117 to 560 and encodes 147 amino acids. The transcript is spliced from 5 exons. The record is from RefSeq and is a predicted model, not a curated record. Gene Ontology annotation, cellular component: nucleus; mitochondrion. Lineage: Eukaryota; Viridiplantae; Streptophyta; Magnoliopsida; Malvales; Malvaceae.